Molecule: messenger RNA, 4591 nt
Organism: Racocetra persica
Lineage: Eukaryota; Fungi; Glomeromycota; Glomeromycetes; Diversisporales; Gigasporaceae
Source: the annotation of a GenBank genome assembly
AUGGAAGAAGAACAUCUUAACCCAAUCGUGGGUGAACACCCACGCAUUUCCCUUCCACAGAGCUCUGCAGUGAGGGAUUCGGUCAUUACCUACAGUACUGAUAUUGGAGGUAGCAGUAUUGGAGAAACUCGAACAAACACGUUUACGAGUAAGCAAAUGACAGAAAGCUCUCCACGCUUCUAUCGCCAGAAGCGUUUCUGGACUAUAUGCGUUGCUGUGACUAUAGUGCUUUUGGCCAUAUUUAUUCCUCUAUUUAUCCUCGUCAUUUUUCCCGCAAUCGCUCAAUCUGCAAUUGACGGUUCUACAUUAAAUCUUAAUAGUAUAAACCUCACAGAUAUUCAAGAAGAUAGUGUAACAAUAGCUUCUAGUGGCAAUGUUACCAAUGCUGGUCCUUUUUCGUCUACAAUAUCUUUCGAUGAACCAGUAUCUAUGAUUUACAAUGGUAUAGAGAUGGCUCGACUUAAUUUUGAUCCUAUUUCAACUAAUAAUGGUCAUGCAGAUAUUAUAUUAGGUGCGAGAAAAUUAACAAUUAUAGACAAAGAUGCAUUUAGCAAUUUUUCACUGGAUGCCUUUGUACAGGACAGUAUAAAAAUGACAAUAAAAGGGUCUGCUCGUGUAAAAUCUAUUGGUAUAACAAGAGGCAGUUUAAACUUACAUAAGGAAGUCACACUGAAAGGUGCUAGCAAUUUCCCUAAUGUCAGCAUAGCAUCAUUAAAUAUCAAUCAGGAUCCUCAGAAUCCCAACAACCUGAUAAUAGAACACAUUGCCCAAUUAUAUAAUCCAUCUAUUUUUUAUAUAAAUAUGGGCAAAUAUGGUGCAAAUAUUGUUUAUAAUAAUACUCACAUUGCAAGUAUGGUGAUUACGAAUUUCACAUUAGAGCCCGGUAUGAACAAUAUCAGCAUGAUUGGUAAUGCAGUUAUGCCAAAUUCUCUUCAGGAUCUUGCUAAUUUAGGUUCAGUUAUGCAAGCAUAUAUGACAAAUAAUCCAAUAACGACACAAGCGCAAGGUGUAUAUGUAUAUCCAGAUGGUCAAAAUUCUGUGGCAUGGCUUACAUCAGUAAUCACUAAACUGCCAUUGAACGCUGUCGUUGGCAAUAAUCCUAGACUUGAAAUAAUUACAGGCUUAGAUCUUGGUAACCCUACUGUGAAUUUUAAUGGACAACCAGAUUAUGCGGCUUUAUUCUCUGCUACAAAUGUUAAAGCCAGAUAUAAAUUACCUUUUAACAUUAAUACAACAGUAUUGCAAGUUAAACAAGACAUUACACUCCUCACUGAAGAUGGUCAAGAAUUUGCUAAUCAUUCUACCAGCAUCAUUACUGUUACUAACGAUAAUGGUACUGAAAUUAUCAUUGAUAUUCCACCAACUCCGCUCACUGUGAUUUCUGGCAACAAUAAUAUAUAUCAAACAUUUUUUGCAAAUUUAACAAAAAAUGAUCAGGGAGUAGUGAAUAUAAAAGGUUUAGUUAAUAUUGUAGCCAAUACAACUUUGGGUGCCAUUCCAAUUAAUGGGAUUCCAUUCAACGUUACCACUACAUUACAAGGCUUUUCUAAUUUUGCCAAGACCGCUCCUACCGUUAACAAUGUAACAAUUCUUGAUGCUACUUCAAGUUCUAUGGUUCUUGGAAUUCAUGCUACUAUUCACAACCCUUCAAAUAUGUCAAUUAUGCUUGGCACUACAACUUUUAAGAUCCUCCACAAUGAUGCAGAAAUUGGUGUAGCUAGUACAAAUCUGUCAGUUGUCCCUGGCGCUAAUAAUGUUACUCUCCAGUCAACUAUGGAUCCAAACAAUUCACCUCAAGCUACUGAAAUCCUUACAAACUUUAUGAACAAAAUUGAUUCUCUUGUUAUUGUCGCAGGUUAUGAUGGUUCAACUACAACAGGAAUUGUGGAUAUGUCAAAUCCUUUUGUAGCUGGAUUGAAUAUUAUAGCGAUUGAGUCAACCAUUACUGCUGAUGAUUUUCAACUUGCAAAAGUCUCUCAAUCAAAUCUUAAUAUUAAUAUUCCUGGAGGUAAAACAAUUACUACCGAUUUACCAAUAUCACUUAACCUUGAUCCUCCUACACUUUUUGGUCUUUUACGUCAAGAAGCCAAAACAAAAAAACUGAAUACCGAUGUAAUUGAUACCUUGAUAUCUAUAGGUAAUAUUAAUGUUCCAGGGGUACCUCAUAUAGAUCCUUCAAAAAUUAAUCCAGACAUUUUCGAUAACUUUGAUAUUAUCAAAUUCACCAAAUCUGCUAUGGGUAGUAUUAGCACAAACAUGUCAAAUGUAGCUACUGUUGUAAUUGUUGGUAAAUCUGGUAGCUACCAAUUAAAUUCUUUGCCUAUGACUCAACUCGUUACCAACAACGUGGAUGAUAGUAUUAAAAUCUUAAUUAGGCAUCUUUCUGUACCAAUUGCUACAUCAAUUGUAGCUGCAUCAACUACUACUUUCACUAGUGUUAAAAUUCAAAACCCAGGUGAAUCCGAAUUUACUUCUAUAAUUAGUGGAGAAAUUGAAGCUACUGUACCACUUAGUGCUCAAAUUGCUACUCCAAAUGGUUUUUCUGUAACCUUUAAUGAUAAAAAACUUGGUAAUGUUAACUUUCCAUCACUCAAACUUGUCCGAGGAAAAGGGAAACUCAAAAGUUUAAAAUCCCAAUUUAAGAUUGAAGACAAAGACGCUUUAGCAGACUUCACUCAACAAUUCUUAAAUGUAGAUACAGUCUCAUGGUUAAUUACUUCACCAAGUAUCACCGUUACUGCAAUGAAACUUGACAUACCUGGAGUUCCAUUUAAUCAAAAUAUUCAAUUAAAGGGUGCGAAUGGAUUCAAAAAUGCUAUUAAAAUUAACAAAUUUGAACUUCCGGGAGAUGCACAUGAAGGUGGAAUUUCAACUACUAUUGAUGCUACACUUUCAAAUUCUGGUACAAUUGGUAUAGAAUUGGGAACUGCUUUAUUCGAUGUUUUCUCUGACACUACUAAGAUUGGUGAAGUUUCUACUGAUGGUUUUGUCCUUCAACCAAAUGGUGAUUCAAGUCUUAAGUUAAAAGGUCGUUUAAUUCCUCAAUCAGGUGAUGGUUUGCAAGUUAUUCAAAAAAUAUUUAAUGAAUUUCUUGCUGAGCAGGAAAUUCCUCUUUCAACAAAGGGGACAGGCAUCAAACCUUCAAUCAAUUGGAUUGAACCUGCAUUUAAAUCACUUAAAAUAGAUUCAGUUCUUCCAGCUCAACAUAAUCCACCUCUUAUUUCCGGUAUAAAUCUAGAUAAACUUAGUUUAACCUUUACACCAGACACUGCAUAUAAUCCUGACUCUUCUUCAGACAAAAUCACAGCUGAGGUACAAACGUCUUUCGGGUUCUCUUUGGACAUUACAGAUGUUGCACAAAAAGUUGUUAUAAUUAAUGAUGGUGCUAAUAUGGCCGAACUCGACCUUGCUAAAACACCUACAUCUUCAAAAAUUAAAGAUGGGAAAGGAACUGUUGAUAUUUCAUAUAAACAUAUUCCGUUACAAGUAUUUGGUGAUGCACACAGCAAUUUUGAUUCAUAUGUUAAAGAUUUAACCAUUAAGGAUUCAUUAAAGUUUGGUUUUGUGGGAUCUACCGACGCUUUCGUUAAAACACCUGUGGGAGAAGUAACACUUAGUAACAUUAGUGUGAAUGUCAUUAGCAAAUUGGAUGGAUUUCAAGGUUUUAAUUCGAAAAAAUCACCAGCGAAACUUAUAGAUGUUACAAAUGGCACGGAAGAUACUCUUACUAUACCAAUUAGUACAUCUAUAUUUAAUCCAACCGGCAAUACAAUCAGUGUUGGUGAUGUAAAUUUCGGCUUUUCUUUUGAGAAACAAGUAUUAGGAACCGCUCUUAUCCAAAAAUUAACUCUUGUUCCGGGAAUUAAUAAUGUCACUUCUAUUGUCACAUUCAAACCAACAACAGAUGCUGCUAAAGUAGCAGGUUUGAAAAUGUUUUCUAGUUUUGUCUCGAAUAAAACAGUAUCAACCGUCAUUUUUGGUUCAGAAAAAUCAACAGAAGUAGAUAGUUUGAAAAAAGCAUUUUCAGCAAUAAGUAUUCAAAAAGAAUUACCGCCCUUACCCAGACCAUUAAUUAAAUCUAUGUUCGUCAGCCUUACUGAUACCACACCCCAAACUAAACUAGCGAGUGGUGGUUUCUUCUUUGACAAUCAAUUUACAACUGACAUCUCUAUGACGGGUGUUCAAAACGGUGUAGUUAAGUUUCAUAAUAUCCUCCUUGGAUUGAUUAAUAUCACAUCUCCAUUCCCAAUUGUCUUUCCAGGAAAGAAUGUUACACAAUCACAACCACCGCUCCCCAUAACUCUUAAUCUAAACCCGAAGGAUCUUAUUAAUAUAAUUAAACUUGCAGCUAAAGAUGCAGAACCAGAUAAAAAACCCAAACCACCUAAAGGUAAUAUUACCGAUCUUAUCCUAGAAGUACUCAACAGUAUGAAAGUUGAUCUCACUGUAGAACGAGCGGAUUCAAGUAUUGGUAAAUUUAAGGCCCCAUUAGCAAUGGAAGUAAAAAAAGUGCCCGUAGCUUUUGAUAGCUCAGCACUUAUAUUAAUGAGUGUAGUUGCCCCUCAAGUUGCACAAAGAAUUAUUGAUCAUA